AUGGCCUACCCAGCAAUGUUCUGGCAGCACCAGGAGUACCGACAAGGAGCAUCAGGAGAAUCAUCAGGAGAAACAUCAGAAGCAGCAGUGCUCUACUGCUCUAGAAUGGCUUACCCAGCCGUGUUCUGGCAGCACCAGGAGUACCGACAAGGAGCACCAGGAGAAACACCAGGAGAAAUACCAGGAGGAGCAGUAAUACCAACAGUGCUCCCGCCAGCAGUGCCUAUGCUGCAAACACUGAUGCAGCCACUGGGAACAGCAGCAGCAGGUGCAGCAGCAGCAGGGGCAGCAUCAGCAGGAGUAGCAGCAGCAGCAGCAGCAGCAGCAGCAGCAGCAGCAGCAGCAGCAGCAGUAGGAGGAGGAGGAGGAGCAGGAGCAGGAGCAGCAGCAGCAGCAGCAGGAGGAGGAGCAGGAAGCAUGGGACCUCCACCGAUCCAGAUCUACUCCUACUCCCCCGCUUCCUCCUACGGGACCCUCCCCUCCCUCAUUCCCUCUCUCCCUCCCUCGGGCAUCAUCCCUUCUCCUUACUUCACCCCAGGCUUCCCCCCUUCCUUGGUGUAUCCGGGAAAUCUCAGCAAUAGCAGCAGCACGAGUAGGUCCAUGGGUUAUCCGGGAAACCUCAGCCAAAGCAGCAGCACGGGUAGACCGGGAGCUGUGCUUAUGGAUCUAGGCGAUGCAACCGCUGCUCCCAUCCACGCCGUACCCGCAACGACCGGGACAAACAGAGUGCAAGGUGAGCCAUCCUCUGCUCCUUCCAGUCUAUUCACAUGCCAUCAAUACUAUCUCAAGACGGGCACUUGCAAAUACGGAACCUCCUGCACCUUCCACCACCCGCCGCUACUCGCCUCACCGCCUGCCGUCUCCUCCCACCUGCCUCUCAACGCCCUCGGCUACCCUCUGAGACCGACCGGUAUGUAUCACACACACAGGUAUCUGCUCACUCGUGUUUUGCUCUACUCGCCCCACCGCCUGCCGUCUCCUCCCGCCUGCCUCUCAACGCAGUCGGCUAACCCCUCAGACCGACCGAUGAGCACCACACACACAGUUACCUGUAAGAACGGAGUUACCUGCACCUUUCACCACUCCCUACUCGCCUCAACGCCUGCCAUCUCCUCCCACCUGCCUCUCAACGCCCUUGGCUACCCCCUCAGACCGGCCGAGACAGAGUGUGCUUUCUUCAUUCGCACAGAGGGGUGCAAGUUCAGAGCGACAUGCAAGUUCCACCACCCUGACCUGCACACGCCCCUGCUACAUGCCUCCCCUCUCCUCCCCUGUCUUCCGCACAGGGCGAGACAGAAUGUGCUUUCUUCCUCCGCACUGGGCGGUGCAAGUUCGGAGUGUGCACACUCCCCCCUCCCCCUCUUUCCCCGUGCCCCACCACGCACAGGCCGAGACAGAGUGUGCUUUCUUCCUGCGUACGGGUCGAUGCAAGUUCGGAGCGACAUGCAAGUUCCACCACCCUGA
Messenger RNA from Closterium sp. Naga37s-1, 1464 nucleotides. NCBI's taxonomy places the organism in Eukaryota, Viridiplantae, Streptophyta, Zygnematophyceae, Desmidiales, Closteriaceae. The record is from the annotation of a GenBank genome assembly.